This is a messenger RNA of Penicillium angulare, 291 nucleotides long. RefSeq lists its product as uncharacterized. Lineage: Eukaryota; Fungi; Ascomycota; Eurotiomycetes; Eurotiales; Aspergillaceae. The transcript has 2 exons. The coding region runs from base 1 to 291 and encodes 96 amino acids. The record is from RefSeq and is a predicted model, not a curated record.
AUGGCAGUCUGGUUCUCAGUCUUUGCUGCACUGCUUUAUGUGGCACUGACAGCUUACAGUCGGCAGAUUGAGAGGGUACGAAUGAUAUUCGCUCAGCUCUGCUGUCAGCCUGAAUGCAACUUAUCUGGUCGCUUGAAAUUGGCUGCAGAGGUCAAGUGCAGUAUCUGCAUUGUCAGCCCACGACUGACAGAAGUGUCGCUGUAUGAAGCCCCUACCGCCGCUAUCAGUAUCCUGCGAAAGCUUCUAGAAAUAGAUUUGAAGGUUAGCAAGGUCGACGACAUGGUGGGUUAG